AUGGUGCUGUGGGUAUUCGGGUAUGGGUCCCUGAUCUGGAACCCCGGAUUCGACUUCGACGAGAAGAUCCUGGGAUUCAUCAAGGGCUACAAGCGAACGUUUAAUCUCGCUUGCAUUGACCAUAGAGGCACACCACAGCAUCCGGCCAGGACCUGCACCCUUGAAUCCGAAGAUGAAGCCAUAUGCUGGGGAAUUGCUUAUUGUGUCAAAGGUGGUCUAGAAAAAGAACGAGAAGCAAUGCAGUACUUGGAGAGAAGAGAAUGCGAGUAUGACCAGAAGAUCUCUGUGGAUUUCUACAAGGAUGGAAAUUCUCUGGAACCAGCUGUGACGGAUGUAUUAGUUUUCGUAUCCACUCCUGAUCCUGUUGGCAACAAGUACUAUCUUGGCCCUGCUGCUUUGGAGGAUAUGGCAAGGCAAAUUGCUACAGCCAGCGGCCCUAAUGGAUAUAAUAGGGACUACCUAUUCUCAAUGGAGAAGGCACUGUCCAAUAUAAGCCAUGAAGACGAGUCGAUUAUUGUGCUUGCGGAUGAGGUGAGGAAGGUGCUGAGCAGGUCGACGGAGAAGAAGGUUACCGGCUCCGACAUGCCAUUAAAAUCGCAUACUCCCGUUGUGCACAUCCCUGCUCUUCCUGAGGGCACCGUCGUGGUCUCAACAUAG
Messenger RNA from Triticum turgidum subsp. durum (durum wheat), 657 nucleotides. Lineage: Eukaryota; Viridiplantae; Streptophyta; Magnoliopsida; Poales; Poaceae. The record is from the annotation of a GenBank genome assembly.